AUGACAUUAAAAAAAUCUACGGUAAUUAAUCGUAUCCAAGCAUACAAUUUAGACGAGAUUAUUCAACUUGAAUGCGAAGAUGACGCCAUCAUGAUAUCAUUUGCUUAUUACCCUUAUUUUCUUAAUUUCUGUAAACAUUUCGAAAAACAUCUGGCGAGCGAUUGUCAAACCAUGGCAAAGACAAAAUUAUGCAAAUAUUAA
Molecule: messenger RNA, 201 nt
Organism: Clunio marinus
Lineage: Eukaryota; Metazoa; Arthropoda; Insecta; Diptera; Chironomidae
Source: the annotation of a GenBank genome assembly